Messenger RNA from Somion occarium, 1519 nucleotides. NCBI's taxonomy places the organism in Eukaryota, Fungi, Basidiomycota, Agaricomycetes, Polyporales, Cerrenaceae. The record is from the annotation of a GenBank genome assembly.
CUAUAGGGCAGCUAGUGGUGGCAAGAGAGAGAGCGCACCACUGGGGCUGGUAGUAGCGACGAGUUGAAACGGAGCAGAGGACAAGCGAAUGUGGUGGCCGUGGGUGACUGAAAGCAGCCAUCCCCGCGUUGCCAUCUCUCCUACCAGGCGUCUAUUAUCCAUUCUUCUCCAUUUACAGCCACAAUAGCCCCCGUCAAAUAACUUGCAAAAAUGACUACCGUCCAGAAAAUAAAGGAAGUCGAAGAUGAGAUGGCCAGGACGCAAAAGAACAAGGCCACGUCCUAUCACUUAGGACAGCUCAAGGCCAAGCUCGCAAAACUCAGACGAGAGCUCAUCUCUCCUUCUACCGGAGGCGGCGGAGGUGGUGGCCUCGGCUUCGAUGUUGCGAGAACGGGUAUAGCGUCGGUCGGCUUCGUGGGCUUCCCUUCAGUGGGCAAGUCUACACUAAUGUCCAAAUUGACUGGUACACAUUCGGAAACCUCGGAAAUUGACUUCACAACCCUUACGACCGUACCGGGAACCGUCAAGGUACAUGGUGCACCAAUACAGAUUCUCGAUCUACCUGGUAUCAUUGAAGGUGCCAACGACGGUCGAGGGCGAGGUCGUCAAGUCAUUGCUGUCGCACGGACAUGCAACCUCAUCUUUAUUGUCCUUGAUGUACUCAAGCCUUUAGGUGACAAGAAGCUCAUCGAGUCCGAGUUGGAAGGAUUUGGAAUCCGACUGAACAAGAAACCUCCAAAUAUCACAGUUCGCAGGAAGGACAAGGGUGGAAUCGCCAUUACGAACACUGUGCCGUUAACCAACAUCGACCAUGAAGAAAUCAAGGCCGUCCUUAGCGAGUACAAGAUGAACAAUGCUGAUGUAGCUAUUCGUCAGCCAAAUGCUACCGCGGAUGAUCUUGUCGACGUAGUCGAAGGCAAUCGCGUUUAUAUUCCGGCGAUCUAUGUCCUGAACAAAAUCGAUGCCAUCUCGAUUGAAGAACUCGACUUGCUUUAUAAGAUCCCCAUGAGCGUCCCCAUUUCCUCAAAAGAAUGGCUGAACGUCGACGAACUGGUCGAGAAGAUGUGGGAGACGUUAAAUCUUGUCCGAGUGUACACGAAACCACGAGGACAGGCACCCGAUUAUUCUCAGCCCGUCGUUCUGCGAAGAGGGAAGUGCACGAUAGAGGAUUUCUGUAAUUCCAUUCACAAAGAAAUUGCCAAGCAACUGAAAUACGCUGUCGUAUGGGGUGCUAGUGCGAAACACACAAGAGGCCAGAAAGUUGGCUUGGAGCAUGUGCUAGAAGACGAGGAUGUCGUUCAUAUUUCAAAGAAGUAAAAGUUCACGGCCAUGUGAAGCUUUCUCUGUAUAUUACAUGUAGUAUAGGAGUGCUGUUUUAUAGUUCAGCAGUACAGAAGUAUAGGAGGCGAUGGUCCCACUAAGUGAGUCCGUGAUAUUGAUACAGUGAGUAUGCGUGUGGGGCAAUGAUACAGUGAAGCAAGUCGGCAGUAACUGGGACUAGAAUUCUUCAUUUAGAUUG